AGGAGACGGGAGGGCGGACUGGGCGAUGGACGGAGCCGAGCUCGGCGCCAUGUAUCCCUCUGUCAACUGCUCCCACUUGGAAUUAAAACUGUCCAUCCUGGAGCUGCUGGAGAAGGCAGCCUACAAGGACCUCUGCAACGACAGCAGCCGAGAAGAGCCUUACUUUGACCCCGAAGACCUGAACAUGACCAUAGAGGAGCUCCGCCUGAAGUACUUGGGGCCUCGCCGGUCGGGGUUCUUCGUCCCCAUCUGCACCACGUACCUCCUGAUUUUCGUGGUGGGCGCCGUGGGCAACGCCCUGACCUGCCUGGUCAUCAUCCAGCACCGGUUCAUGAGGACACCCACCAACUAUUACCUCUUCAGCCUGGCCGUCUCCGACCUGCUGGUCCUCCUUCUGGGCAUGCCGUUGGAGAUCUACGAGAUGUGGAGCAACUACCCGUUCCUUCUGGGCGCAGGCGGCUGCUGCUUUAAGACGCUGCUCUUCGAGGCCGUCUGCUUCGCCUCCAUCCUCAACGUGACGGCCCUCAGCGUGGAGCGCUACAUCGCCGUGGUGCACCCUCUCAAGGCCAAGUACGUGGUGACCAAGAACCACGCCAAGAGGGUCAUCGUCACUGUCUGGGUCCUGUCCAUCAUCUGCUCCAUCCCCAACACCAGCCUCCACGGAAUCCAGACCCUCCACGUCCCCGCCCGGGGGGUGGUCCCCGACUCGGCCACCUGCACCCUGGUCAAGUCCCGCUUGAUGUACAACCUCAUCAUCCAGGUGACCACCAUCAUCUUCUUCUUCGUCCCCAUGGGCGUCAUCAGUGUCUUGUACCUGCUCAUUGGCCUACAGCUCAGGAAGGAGAAGAUGCUGGAAGCUCUGGAGGCCAAGUCGGCCAGCAACUGCGACUACCACAACAUCCGCCUCCAGCAGAAGAAAGUCCGCAGGAGGCAGGUGACCAACAUGCUGUUCGCGCUGGUGGUCGUCUUUGGGAUCUGCUGGGCUCCCUUCCACACCGACCGCCUGGUCUGGAGCUUCGUGACCCACUGGACCGACCGGAUGCUGGGGAUGUUCCAGUAUGUGCACAUCAUCUCGGGCGUCUUCUUCUACCUGAGCUCGGCCGCCAACCCCAUCCUCUACAACCUGAUGUCCACCCGCUUCCGGGAGAUGUUUAAGGACGUGAUGUGCCGCCGGCGCUUCCAGAAGCUGGGCUCGCGCAAGCACUCGCCCAGCAGCACUCGCGUCACCAUGCGCAGCACCGUCUCCGAGCACGUCGGCGGAGGCGACGGGCAGCCGCUGUCCGACCUGGAGGACUACGAGGCCGACCCGGAGAGGGAUGAGGCGGAGGAGUGCGAGGGCCCUUUCCUCUGAAGAGGAAGCCACAAGUCCAGCCGCACAUGUCUUAGGAGGACGGAACUUUCCGCUUGUGCCGCGAGGCACCGCCGGCGCUUGGCGGCGUUGUGUAAAAUAAUGUGUUGGGGUGGGGGCCUGGUCCUGCCUGGACUCGCCUCCGUUCCCGGCUGCUUCGCCCUCAGGAACUCAACCGUGUUAUGAACAGAGGGCUUUCUUUUGUAAAGGGGCGCACAUGAAUGUCUUUCUCGGCCCCUUGUUGUAAAAACAUCACCAUCACAAAGGGUGUGUGGAUGUGAGUGCAAAGGGGACCCUCGUUUCUGGGUUCCCUAAUUCGGCUUACGCUUUUCAAAAUGGCCGCUUCUGACUCUGCCUUCAAAAUGGCGGCCGCAAAGAGGGCGGGGCAUGAGGCUGCUCCCAAAUCCAUGCGCGGCGAGGCGCAUGGCGGGAGGUUCUAGAAAGUUCCGUGGGAUUUCCACACCCUUUCCCCUUUCCGAUUUCGGAUUCAAUCUAAAAGAGAUUAGGGGAGGGGACUUCGCCCUUGGCGGUUCAUGUCCCUCUCAUUGUCCCUGUUUUUCUAACUGUGGUUGCCCCGCGGCUGCCGUGUGCUUGGUUUGAACCUAUUUAUUUAUUUAUUUUGUUGUAGUGAUAUUCCCAAUUUUUUUCUCCAAAGGCAGCAUGCGUGGUUCUCCCCCUUCCCUCCUGGUUUAUCCCCUGCACAAAACCCCUGCGAGGUAGGCCAGGCUGAGGGGUGGUGAGGAAAGAAGACACUGGAUGCUGUAUCCAUCCUUCAUCCCUUUCAGAAAAUCACCCAGUGAGCCUCACGGAGGAGUAGGGACUUGAACCCUCGUCUCCAGAUUCAUGCAUGUGUGUGUUGCAUUGCUGCUGCUCUACAUUUGCAUAACUGUACGUUUAUUUAUUUAUUUUUCUAGGCUUCGGCACCCUGCCUUUCCCUCAAGAUGUUUCACGUGGUUUAACCCAAAAGAAAGUAUUUUUCAGUUUUAAAGAAAGUAAGCAUAACUCAGGGUUGCCAUACGUCCGGAGUUUCCCAGACAUAGCCAGCAAUCGGCCGUCGGAAACAGAGUCAGGGCAGAAAUCGCUUUAAACUUCUGGGGAAAUCCAAAUGUAUGGCAACCCGUGUCGGCACUGCCGUCGUUGGCGAUUUCCUUCAAAAACAGCUCAAAAACUGUGUGUGUUUUUUUCGAGAUUUUGCAAGAAGCAAAAAAACUCAGCAACUUUGGGCAAAACUAAAAAAAAAAAAGCCCAACAUUUGAUUUCCACUUUUUGAAAUAUGGCAAAUAACUCUAGAAGAGAAAGGCCAAAAUCUCAUCCAGUCUAGGAGCUCCAAAAUUAAGUGUCCAAGAAGGACCUGAAUGCAUAUAUAUUUUGUAUUUUUUUUAUCAGCCAGGUUUUUUUUUAAUCAUCAAAGGCAAAUGCGGUGCUAGGGGCAUAACUGAGGUGGGAAAGAUUAUGUGUGGGGGGGGGGGCUUGGAGAAGAUGGAUAUUGAUAUUUUUUUUCUCUGUGUCUCACCAUACGAGAACUCAGGGGCAAUGAAUGUUGGACGAUUGGGGGCAGGCAAAAGAAAUUUGUCACGCAGUGCAUAGUUUAACUGUGGAACUCCCUGCCACCAGGAUGGAGCAAUGGCCACCAAGUAGAAUGAGGACUGGGACACAUCCAGGAAGGAUAAAGGCCGUCAGUGGCUACUAGCAGUCAGGAGGUCCCUGACUUCCAGGUUCUGGGAGUCAUAGGUUGAGGCUGGGGUCUUCUGGUGCCACUUGUGGGCUUCUCAGAGCUAUUUUGGCUGGCCACUGUGAUCGUAAGAAGGUAAGAGAUUUAGUGCGGUGCAGGAGGUUCCCCCGCAGGGCACUGAGCUGAGAGGGUGCAAAAUCGAGAAGAUCCAUAAUUAAAUUUAAAUUUUUUUUAAAAAAAAACCCUUUUUAUUAAAUUUUCCACUUUAACAAUCCAAUCACAUCACAUUAAAUAUUCCAAAUUAUACAUAUACAUAUCAAAUAAUCCGAAUAUUCUGCCAGAUUAUAAAUAGGACUUCCCAUGCUUCAAGUUCGGAGGGUUCUGAUCAUCUCAUAUCGCUACUGCUUUUCACAGUCACUUCCAAUGGUUCCUCUAAUUCUAUUAACCUUCCUUCUUUCACGGCCUCUGAGUUGUUCCCACAAGCGAGUUAAAACAUUUUUUAUUUCACUAGCCAAAGACCAUGGCAACAUCCCAAGAAGAGGGGAGAAAACAAAACAAAACAAAACAAAACAAAACAAAACAAAACAAAACA
Messenger RNA from Podarcis muralis (Common wall lizard), 3612 nucleotides. It is a transcript of the gene NMUR1, whose product is annotated as neuromedin U receptor 1. Gene Ontology annotation, cellular component: plasma membrane. Gene Ontology annotation, molecular function: neuromedin U receptor activity. Gene Ontology annotation, biological process: neuropeptide signaling pathway. Lineage: Eukaryota; Metazoa; Chordata; Lepidosauria; Squamata; Lacertidae. The record is from RefSeq and is a predicted model, not a curated record.